This is a messenger RNA of Diuraphis noxia (Russian wheat aphid), 1724 nucleotides long. Its product is annotated as ubiquitin recognition factor in ER-associated degradation protein 1-like. Lineage: Eukaryota; Metazoa; Arthropoda; Insecta; Hemiptera; Aphididae. The record is from RefSeq and is a predicted model, not a curated record. Gene Ontology annotation, molecular function: polyubiquitin modification-dependent protein binding. Gene Ontology annotation, biological process: ubiquitin-dependent protein catabolic process; ERAD pathway. Gene Ontology annotation, cellular component: VCP-NPL4-UFD1 AAA ATPase complex.
ACUUUCUAGGUAUUAUUUUAUUUAUACAAUGAUUUGAACUUUGAAGUGUUUGCACCAUCAAUAUUAAACUAUUGGAUGUGACUAAUAUAUAGAAAUUUGUUGGCCAACACAACUGAUAUCAUUGUUAACCACAGCGUCAUUGCACCUCGAUUCACUCUUGUCGGUGUUCAUUGUUCGUUUCUUUAUCUCUCAAAAGCUUAAAGAAGCUAUAAGUGAAAACUGAAAAUCAUCGUUUCUCUUCUUCGUUAUAUUCGUCCAAAAGCGUAUGUAAUGAAAAUUGGAAUAUCGUAUCCAUAUGUUUAAUAUCGGUGGUUUAUAUUUUGCAUUGAAAUACGAUAAUUAUAUWACAAUUUAACAUUUUAGUAGAGUGAUAAUGUUAUUUGAUAUGUAAAUGUAUAAUAUUUGUUUUAUAUAGGUACAUAUUUUUACACCAUCUCUAGACCGCUGAGCGCAUAAUACAAAAAAUUGUAUGGAUAACCGUGGUGACUAUCAUUUUGUGACUGCUUUACAAUUUGUAUUGUAACCAUACGUAGUGUAUCACAAUAACAUUUCACAUUUUCACAUGGUAAUAAUUGUUCAUACUGAUGUUUGGCUGUGUUUGAAACAUUCUAUAAUUUUAAUAUAAUAAUUGACAAUAAUUCAUAAUCAACUGAAAAUACAAUGUUUUCCUUGAGUUUAUUCAAUGAUAUACUUCGGCCAUUCAACACGACAUACAGAUGCUGGUCGGUGUCAAUGCUUCCUGGAAGUGAACGAGAAGAUGUUGAACGUGGUGGAAAAAUUAUAAUGCCCCCAUCUGCUCUGGAUAUAUUGACCCGGUUAAAUAUCAACUACCCGAUGUUGUUCAAGCUCACCAAUAACAGAACGAACAGACAAACACAUUGUGGUGUAUUAGAGUUCAUUGCAGAUGAAGAAAAAAUAUAUAUUCCUUAUUGGAUGAUGAAAAACCUAUUGCUAGAUGAAGGAGAUAUGGUGCAAAUUGAAAGCGUUUCAUUAGAAGUAGCCACCUUUUCAAAGUUCCAACCUCAAAAUUCUGAAUUCCUUGAUAUCACCAACCCAAAAGCUGUUUUAGAAAAUUGCUUGCGCAAUUUUGCUUGUCUGACUACUGGUGAUGUAAUAGCAAUAAAGUACAACCAAAAAAUUUAUGAAAUGUGUGUGCUAGAAACUAAACCGGGGAACGCUGUUAGUAUCAUUGAAUGCGAUAUGAAUGUUGAGUUUGCUGCACCAGUUGGUUAUGAGGAACCUACUCAGAUAAAAAAGCCUGCUGCAGAAGAAAUGAUGGUUGAUCCUGCUGAUUUAAUGCCAGAACCAACUGGAUUCAUCGCAUUCAAAGGUUCGGGCAAUCGAUUAGAUGGAAAAAAAAAGAAAGACAAUUCUGACGAUCAAACGAAUCAAUUUAAAGCAGCAUACCGAAGAGGUAUUCCAGAUUAUGAUUAUAACAUCGGAACUAUUCAGUUUAUAAGGAAUAUUCGCCCUGUGACUAAAGACAAAGARGGUGAAAAUCAAGAAGGAUUUAAGCCUUUUGCAGGUUCUGGAUCAAUACUCAAAACCAAAAAAAAAAAAUAACGUAAUAAUUAUCCUUUAAAGCAUGUACAAAUAUUUUUAACAUAAAAGUAAUUCAAUUUUAAAUAUUGUAUACAUUUUCAAGAUAAUUCUAUGUUUAAUUGUAAAAUGGUUUUAAUACGGUGAUGAUUCUCUAAUUAAAAAUAAAUAUUUUAUAAAUCCAA